Molecule: messenger RNA, 1279 nt
Organism: Pistacia vera
Lineage: Eukaryota; Viridiplantae; Streptophyta; Magnoliopsida; Sapindales; Anacardiaceae
Product: eukaryotic translation initiation factor 2 subunit beta-like
Exons: 9
Coding region: 84-887 (267 amino acids)
Biological process (GO): translational initiation; formation of cytoplasmic translation initiation complex; formation of translation preinitiation complex
Cellular component (GO): eukaryotic translation initiation factor 2 complex
Molecular function (GO): translation initiation factor activity; translation initiation factor binding; mRNA binding
Source: RefSeq, a predicted model, not a curated record
UCUGUCGUCUUCCCUGCAAUUCCCAACCGGAACUCAUCGUCUCUGUUAUAUUCUUUAAGAAAGAGUUUCUGGGUCAACGUAAAAUGUCCGAAGAAACGCCUGUGGAAGUAAAGGAAGAUAAAUCAGAGAUUGCUUCAUUCAAUCUUACUAAAAAGAAAAAGAAGAAGAAGAAGAAGGUGCAGCCUGAGGAUAAAGCUGACGAGUUUGUGGAUAAUUUGGCUGACCAAACAGAGAACUUUACAAUUAAUGAUGGAGCAGAAAGUUCCACUUUUGGCCUAAAGAAGAAGAAGAAGAAGAGACCUGUGAAACUUAAUUUCUUCAAUGACGAAAAUGUCGGUCCAGAAUCGGAUUCUGAUGGUGAGGAAGGAGGGGAAGAGGUUGCCCUGUCUCAAAAUCCUUGGGAAGGAACUGAUAGAGAUUAUAGAUAUGAAGAGCUUCUAAGUAGAAUGUUCAAUAUGCUCCGUGAGAACAAUCCCGAGCUUGCGGGAGAUAGGCGCAGGACUGUUAUGAGACCUCCACAAAUUCUUCUAGAAGGCACAAAGAAGACUGUUUUUGUUAAUUUUAUGGAUCUUUGUAAAACGAUGCAUAGGCAGGCAGAGGAUGUCAUGACCUUCUUGCUGGCUGAAAUGGGGACAAGCGGAUCUCUUGAUGGGCAGCAGCGAUUGGUAGUGAAGGGCAGAUUUCCUCCUAAAAACUUUGAAGGGAUUCUGCAUAGAUACAUAAAUGAAUAUGUAAUAUGUAAUGACUGCAGAAGUCCAGAUACAAUUCUGACAAAGGAGAAUCGUCGUUUCUUUCUCGGUUGUGAGCAGUGUGGUUCUGUCCGGUCUGUAGCUCCCAUAAAGACUGGGUUUGUUGCAAGGGUUGGACGUCGAAAUGCAGGGACAUGAACAAUUUUCACUGCUCUUGUUCUCAUGAGCCUUUUGUAACUUAUGAAGUUGAAAUUCUGUAUACUUAUGUUCCAUGAAAAUACUCAUUUUGACCUUGACUCUCCCUUCUUGUUGAUUUUAUCCGCUAAGUUAGAAUUUGUCUUAAACUUUAUGAAUCUAGCGAGGUUUUGUGUAGUGAUUAAACUGGUGGAUGAGGUUCUGGGAACUUUUCUUUGGAAAGGGAGCAGUGAAUUUUCCUAGGAAGUUUCAGUAAUGUAUCUAGUUCUCUCUGUUUAUGAGUUCAUGGACAUGCAUUCUGUCUAUGGCAUAGUAUUUGAGAUUAAGAGAUCCAGGGACCAAUAUAUAUACUGGAAUAAUUCUUUUUUGGUGAAAUUAAGAAAUACAAAAUACUU